UGUGAGUCCAAAAGGUGUAUCGCCAUUCCCAGUUUACUGCAAUAUGGAUAUUGAUGGUGGAGGUUGGACAGUUUUACAAAGAAGACAAGACGGUAGUGUGGAUUUUUACCGCGGAUGGGAAGACUAUAAAAAUGGUUUCGGUAGACUGACAGGAGAAUUUUGGCUUGGUAAUGAACACGUUUACAAACACACGUCAGAAGGAAAUUAUCAGCUACGAAUUACACUAGAGGACUGGAAUGGUGAUACGAGAUAUGCUACAUAUAAUACUUUCAGUUUGGGAAACGAAGACUCUAGUUAUAAAUUGACGAUCGGAGGAUACAAUGGCACUGCAGGAGAUGGAAUGACAUAUAACAGUGGUGCUGUAUUCAGUACAAAGGACAGAGGAAACUCAUGUGCACAACGGACUGUUGGGGCUUGGUGGUAUAAAGGUUGUACUUACUCUAAUUUGAAUGGGGAGUAUCUACGAGGAAAGAUUAGCAGCGAUAAAAAUCACCAUAGAGGUGUUUCAUGGUAUUACUGGAAAAAAUGGAAUUAUUCACUAAAGAAAUCUGAGAUGAUGAUCCGAAAACAUUAA
Mytilus californianus (California mussel) is the source of this 574-nucleotide messenger RNA. RefSeq names its product angiopoietin-related protein 7-like. The record is from RefSeq and is a predicted model, not a curated record. NCBI's taxonomy places the organism in Eukaryota, Metazoa, Mollusca, Bivalvia, Mytilida, Mytilidae. The coding region runs from base 44 to 574 and encodes 176 amino acids. The transcript has 4 exons.